AUGUUGAGGUUUUUAGAGAGGGUCGCUGAGCCCAAUACUGAAGCUAGAGGCCGCGGGUCGAUUACGGAACAACUCCGAUCUAACGGAGCUGAGCUUUUUAGUGGUAUUGCUGGAGUUGCCCCUAAUGUGGCUGAGUACUGGAUAGAGGCCACAGAGAGGAUUAUGGAUGACCUGGGCUGCACCCCUGAGCAAAAAUUAAAGGGUGCUGUAUCGCUGCAACGAGAUGAGGCUUAUCAGUGGUGGCUUAUUGGGAAGUAUGUGGGGGCCAAUUAUGUGGAUGCCCGUAGGAGGGAGUUCCUGAAUUUGACUCAGGGAGAUAGAUCGACGGCCGAGUAUGAGGUCGAAUUUCUGAGAUUGAGCCCCUAUGCGCAUAGUAUGGUGACGACUGAGUAUGAGCGAUGUGUUCACUUCGAGGAUGGCCUCAGGGAUAAUUUGAAGGCGAAGAUCACCGAUGAAGUGAAGCGCACUAAGCGCCAGAACCGUGAUAGAGAGAGAGGUAGGAAUAAGAGGGAUUUGGAGCCCUCGAGUUCUGUUCAGAGGCCUAAGAAAAAGGCUAAAGGUGGUAAUGGUUUGGGUCGUGCUCAAAGAGCAUCGGGCAGAAGUGCUGGACAUACUAAGGCGAGGCAGCCAACUCUAGUUUAUGUUGCACAUUGCCGAGAGGAUGGUGAUGCUCCGGACAUUAUUAGGUCCAUCCGGGUUAACAAGUUAAUUAGAGAUGUCCCUUUAGAGGUACAAAGGGUUAUCUUUCUGGCUGAUCUUAUGGAGUUGCCGUUUAGAGAAUUUGAUCUGAUACUGGGCAUGGACUGGCUAGUUAAACACCAAGUGAGCUUGGAUUGUACCACUAAACGGGUUGUACUGAGAACUAAGGAGGACUGCGAGGUAGUUGUAAUUGGGGAACGUCGGAAUUACUUAUUGAAUGUGAUUUCUACAUUGAGGGCCAAAAAGUUGGUUCGUAAGGGAUGUGAGGCGUAUUUGAUUUAUAUUAGUGUUUCAGAUUCUGGGGAUUCUUUGGUUAUGGAUAUCAAUACGGUUAAGGAGUUUCCGGAUGUUUUUCCUAAAACGCUACCUGGGUUACCUCCGAAUCGGGAAGUAGAGCUUGGGAUUGAGCUCUUUCCUAGUAUAGCUUUAGUGUCCAUCGCUCAUUAUAGAAUGGCAUCAAAAGAGCUUAUGGAGCUUAAGGCCGAGAUCCAAGAGCUAUUGGAUCAUGGGUUCAUCUGCCCUAGUGUGUCUCCGUGGGGAGCACUGGUUCUAUUUGUGAAAAGGAAUGAUGGAUCCAUGCAUAUGUUUUUCUCUAAGAUUGAUCUACGGUCAAGGUAUCCCCAGUUAAGAGUUAAAGAGGAUGACGUGCAUAAGACGACAUUUAGGACUCGCUAUGGUCACUACGAGUUCCUAGUGAUGUCAUUUGGACUGAAGAAUGGACCGGUAGCUUUUAUGGAUCUGAUAAACUUAGUGUUCCAGCCCUAUGUAGAUCGGUUCGUAGUGGUAUUUAUUGAUGAUAUACUAGUGUAUUCAAAAACUGAGGAUGAACAAGAUGAACACCUUAGAGUGGUUCUACAGAUUCUGCGAGAGAAAUAA
Molecule: messenger RNA, 1575 nt
Organism: Gossypium raimondii (Peruvian cotton)
Lineage: Eukaryota; Viridiplantae; Streptophyta; Magnoliopsida; Malvales; Malvaceae
Exons: 6
Coding region: 1-1575 (524 amino acids)
Source: RefSeq, a predicted model, not a curated record